Molecule: messenger RNA, 1812 nt
Organism: Paramuricea clavata
Lineage: Eukaryota; Metazoa; Cnidaria; Anthozoa; Malacalcyonacea; Plexauridae
Source: the annotation of a GenBank genome assembly
AUGGCUCACAGUAGACUAAGUGAUCCAGAAUAUAAAAACUGGGUUACUGUUGGUCGAGCAAUCCAGAUUACCCGGAACGGCUUAGAAACCAUAAUUCAAAAUGCUGCUGACAAGUACCACACUUCACUGCUUGCAACCUUGUCAAAUAAUGUACCUACGUGGAAAUCUCACUUGGAGAAUGUCCAUCGAUCACGUGAUAAAAGAAAAAUAUCCUGGAGAAACAGUGACAACACUCAAUGGCUGACCGUUGGUGCCUCAUGGGAGAUUGCUAAGAUUUUCAUGGCUCCCUUGGGAACGAGAAAGCUUGAUGUACUCAACGCCAACACUACUGAUAUAUCGGGACUGUUGAAUGUAUUAGAAUGGUCUCCGAGAGGGACAAAUGGUAUGUUCAACACAGGUGUCGAUCUUUCGAAAAUAGCAGCGGCAAGAAGUGCUAGGAAUCUUUGGGCGCAUGCACCGUUGCUGCAUGUAAGUGAUGCUGAUAAAGUCGACGCGUUUGCAUCUUUAACCUCGCUUCUUCAAGACCCAGAACUGCAUCACGACAAAGAUGUCCAAGACGCCAUAAAAAAGCUUAGUAGUUUACUCAAUACUGGUCUAGCAGUUAUUGAAGAAAAAGAAUUGGAAUUGUUCGUUCAGUUACAACAACAAGUUGAUCAGGAUAUGGUCAGUUUGGAAAGUAAUAUCAUCUGUUGGAAAGAUGAAGUCGGAGCGGAUUUGGAGCAGAUUAAUGAUCAGAUAAAAGGUUUGGAUGAAUUUGUGAAAAAUAACGAACUACACGACGCUCUGGAAAUUGUCAACAACCGACUGGAAAAGCUAGAAGAAAAAUGUUUAGCAGAGUCACAGGAAAGGAUUUGUGACGCGCAGCAGGAGCUAAAGUUCAAUCCAGUCUCUGAUAGGAUGAAGGAAGAAUUUGUCGGUCGUGAGUGGUUGUUCAGUGACAUUGAAAACUGGUUGGAAAAAGACCUCAAGCCUCGGGAGUCUCGUGCCUUCCUUAUCUGGGGUGGUGCUGGAACAGGCAAAAGUUCGUUCGCCCAAGAGUUUGUCCGUCGGCACGAGGGAGAAAAAUUGGCUGGAUACCAUUACUGUCAAAAAGAUAAUCCUCGCACCUGCGAUUUGAAAUCGUUAGUCGAUAGUCUCAGGAGUAUGCUCUCGAAGAGUCUUCCCAAAUAUGCUGCCUUGGUUGAGAAACUACAGACUGAUCAAUUUAGAGAUGAUCCUAACGCUCUGUUCGAUUUGUUAAUUACCACGCCAUUACAGCAAUUGAAUGAAAGUACCAGACAUUUUCUUGUCAUUGACGGCUUGGAUGAAGCAGGGUCAAUGAUUGCUUCUUGCCUUGCCAGAUUAUCAGGAACACUUCCUUCGUGGCUUCGCGUCAUUUUGACUGCAAGACACAAUGCCCCCGCUCUAUCAGGCCUUUUUUUAAAUUCCACUUCUGCUAAACUAGACCAAUUUGAGACUGGUCCUGGGUCCCUGUCUAGCAAAGAUAUUCGUAAAUUUGUUUCCAUGAAGUACAGAAAACUUCAAACUGAAUAUAAUUGUACUUCUUUCUUUGCUAAUGACGAGCAGGUAGGCAAAGAGAAAAUAGUUCGGGCUAGUCAGAAUUGCUUUCUUUAUGCUAAACUUGUGAUGGAGCACAUCUUUGAUGGACAUGAUGAAAUUGGUUUGCCUGCCUCGUUAUCUGAGAUUUACUGCUUGGACUUCAGGCGUCACUUCUCGGAUAUAGAAUUCUUUGAGAAAAAAGUUGCACCUGUGCUUCAGAUUGUGCUUGCUAUUCAAUCUGCUAACGCUUUUAUGGAUAAGAGAUUGAUAUAA